UGACCGUUUUUCGAAGAUUUUCUCGAACUUCCUCUGCGUAAAACUAAAACUGUUGUUGUAACUUGUACUAAUUCUGAUGACUACUUCAACAUUAGAUUGGCAAUUUCAGUUCAAGUUUUCAUUCCUUAUAAGGCACUACAGAUAUUGAAGUUUAAUCAAAAAUGGCUCCAUCAAAAAUGAUUUUGUUCUUAUUAUCCAUUCUUAUUGGCACCGUUAUUUUCAGCGAAGCGCAGCCAAAUUUCUUUUCGCGUUCAUGUUCUGAAACUGGUAACUAUACCAACAACAGUGUGUACAAAUCAAAUCUCAACACCCUCUUAACGUCUAUCGCCUCCGACACUAAUAUAAAUUACGGAUUUUACAAUUUCUCUUUCGGUCAAGAUCCUGACAGAGUUUAUGCAAUUUCGCUAUGUAGAGGAGACGUUGAGUUAGAUAGUUGUCGUAGCUGUGUUAAAGACUCUACUCGCAGGAUCUUACAGGAUUGUCCGAACCAGAAGGAGGCAGUCGGAUGGUAUGAUAACUGUAUGAUCCGAUUUUCAAACAUGUCUAUAUUCGGUAUCAUGGAAGAUCAACCCAAACUUCAUUUAUUUAAUGUAAAUAAUGUCACGAGCGUUGAUCUGUUUAAUCAAGCACUCAGAACCUUGCUGGAUAGUUUAAAAGCUGAAGCUGCAUCCGGCAGUUCAAUUCGCAAGUUUGCGACAGGAGAUGCAGUAGGACCGGAUUUUCUGACAAUUUACGCUCUUUCGCAAUGUACUCCUGACCUUUCUGAUGUGGAGUGCAAUGACUGCCUGGAACAGUCAGCUAGAUAUAUCCCAGAUUGUUGUAAUGGAAAGGUUGGCGCUAGAGUUGUUACUCCUAGCUGUAAUUUAAGGUAUGAGACCAGCCGUUUCUAUAAUACUUCAGCUCCACCGCCGCCUAAAGAAGAGGACAGCAACACAUCUCGAACUGUUGUUAUUAUUGUUGUUCCAAUUGUUGGUGUCUUGAUACUAUUGAUCUGCUUAUACAUCUUCCUGAAACGGAGAAAACCAAGACAAAGAAAACCUGACAUCGAAGACGUGGAUGAAAUUAUAAAUGCUGAAUCAUUACAAUUUGAUUUUGCCACCAUUAGAGCAGCAACAGACAACUUUUCUGACGCAAAUAAGCUCGGACAAGGUGGAUUUGGCUCUGUUUAUAAGGGGAGGCUUUCUGAUGGACAAGAAGUAGCGGUAAAAAGGCUAGCCACCGGUUCUGGACAAGGAGAUUUAGAAUUUAAGAAUGAAGUCCUUUUGGUGGCUAAGCUUCAACAUAGGAACUUGGUUAGGCUCCUCGGAUUUUGCUUGUCAGGAAAUGAAAGGCUCUUAGUCUACGAGUUUGUCCCGAAUACAAGCCUUGAUCAUUUCUUGUUUGAUUCCGACAAACGGGCAUAUUUGGACUGGGAUAAACGAUACAAAAUAAUAGGAGGCAUUGCUCGAGGACUUGUUUAUCUUCACGAAGACUCUCGUUUGCGAAUCAUACAUCGGGAUCUCAAAGCCAGUAAUAUCCUGUUAGAUGCAGAGAUGAACUCUAAAAUUGCAGAUUUUGGUAUGGCAAGGUUGUUUAUAAUGGAUCAAACCCAAGGAAAUACAAGUAGAAUUGUAGGCACCUAUGGCUAUAUGGCUCCGGAGUACGCAAUGCACGGUUACUUUUCCGUCAAAUCAGAUGUCUACAGUUUUGGAGUGCUCCUUCUCGAGAUUGUUAGCGGUCAAAAAAACAACUCAUUUCGCAGCGGAGAUAACGUAGAGGAUCUUCUAAGCUAUGCCUGGAGGAACUGGAAAGAAGAGACAUGCUUAAACAUUGUGGACACAAAUUUGAGAAAUGGUUCAAGAAAUGAAAUGAUGAGGUGUAUCCACAUUGGACUGUUAUGUGUUCAAGAAAAUGUAGCUGAUAGACCAACCAUGGCUUCAGUUGUUCUCAUGCUGAGUAGUAACUCUCUUACUCUUCCAGUACCCUUAAGACCACAUUCAUUCAUGAGUAGCAGCUCUGGUUCAGACAAUUUUAAUUCUCAGGGAUAUGUUUCAGAAGUGACCGAGUAGAGUCAAUCGAAAAGCGAAACCGGACUAUUGUCUGCAGCCAUUUAUUGAGUUGUAUUCUAUAGUUUUUCAGAUGUUAAUAUAUAGUUGUAUUGUAUUUAUAUAGUUUAUCAGAUUGGGUUUUGUACAAGAGGAAAAUAUUUUAUUCUUUGUAGUUGAUUCUGAUUCUUAAA
Molecule: messenger RNA, 2218 nt
Organism: Mercurialis annua (annual mercury)
Lineage: Eukaryota; Viridiplantae; Streptophyta; Magnoliopsida; Malpighiales; Euphorbiaceae
Product: cysteine-rich receptor-like protein kinase 44
Exons: 6
Coding region: 162-2048 (628 amino acids)
Biological process (GO): protein phosphorylation
Molecular function (GO): protein kinase activity; ATP binding
Source: RefSeq, a predicted model, not a curated record